AUGAGCGACUGCGAAAGCUUCAUCUCCAUCGACAACACCAACAACGAUGAGACAGCGGCGAGCGAAGGGAAGCAACCCCUAAACCUGGACAAGUUCUUGGAUUACGACAUGGACUUCAUCAAUGAGGCGGACAGGUACAAGUACGUAGGAGCGGACAUUACGCAGAGGUACGAUUAUUUUGAUAUAAAAAAUGAGCAGGUGGCAUUUCUCCAGGGGGAUGAUCUCCACUACAGCAACGUCGCUCUGGGAAAUAGAAAAAAGGAACAGGUGAACACCUUCAUGAAAAUAAAAAAAGAAUUGUACACCAUUGCGUAUAAGAAUUAUAAAUACAAAAUGGGGGAAUCAGUGGGCACGGAAAAGGUGACCUUGGGGGAGGAAAUCGACAGUGCAGGGGAGAUAGCGGCGGGGGGGACGGCGGCUUCGCCCACUGAUGUGUUCACUAAGGGGAAGGAAAGGGGCAAGAAGGCGUACGACCUGCUGAACAACGACUUGGGAGCCGUGCUGGGGAACAAAAUCGAAGACACGUACAAUGAAAUAAAAAGCAGCGUCAACUGGUUGGGCAACUUCUUCUCCAACAACGAACAAAAUGAUGAAAAAAAAAAAAUAAAUAUUUUUUACAGUGAUUUGUACUUCCUUAGUGACAUGACCAUUUUGCGAUUUCUGGACACGUACGAUUAUAAUUUGCUAAAGACUUCCAAUAAAAUUAUAAAAUUUAUUUUGUGGAGGCAAAUGACCAUUUCGAUUUUUAACAAGAGCCAGUGGAAGAUAAAGAGGGGCACGAGCUCGAUGGAGCGCGGCAAGGAGGAGGCCAUGGCGGCAGCGGCGGUGACCAAGAGCAGCGCCAAUCAACUGAGCGCCAACCCGCUGGGCGCCGCGGGCGACCGAGACAACGCCUUCAUCAACCCUGUGCACAUUAAGGACAUCCUAAUGAAGACCAACAUCUUCAGGUGCGGCUGCGACAAAAAAGCGAGACCCAUGCUUUAUAUAAAAAUACAGGAAAAAUUAAACAUGCAAGAGGACGAGCUGUUCCUGCUGCUCGUUUAUCACGUAGACAUGUGCAUGAACAGCAUAGACUACUCGAAGUGUUACGAAGAAAAGGGAAAAGCAAAUGCUGGGAGUGACCCCACGGAGGGGAAAACCCAUUUCGAUGAGUCAGCCUUGCAACUUGUCAUCAUCGUGGACUGCCAGAAAUUUGAGCUAAACAAUAUGAUCAGCGUUGAUUGCAUAAAAAAAAUUAUUAACAUUUUUAACGAAUUUUACACCGAUGUUCUGUACAGAAUUUAUAUUAUAAAUGUCCCCACGUUUUUUAAAAAGGUUUGGUCCCUUUUUAAUAUGUUCAUCGAUAAUCACACCUUGAAGAAAAUUAUUUUUAUAAAUAAAAAAAAUAUCAACUUCAUGUACGACCAUAUCGACGCACACGUCAUGAAGCACUUCGACAAACACGCCGACAAGGAUAAGGAGAAAGACAAAGAGAAAGAGAAAGCCGCUUCCGACGACUCCUCCAUUUUCUUCCCCUCCACGUCCCUGUACUACAAGUACGACGAGAUGUACUAUAAGAAGCUCGUUGGUUACGUGGACGCCUGGGUGGGCCAGAUGGUCCAGGCGAAUCAUUGA
Molecule: messenger RNA, 1614 nt
Organism: Plasmodium vivax (malaria parasite P. vivax)
Lineage: Eukaryota; Apicomplexa; Aconoidasida; Haemosporida; Plasmodiidae
Exons: 1
Coding region: 1-1614 (537 amino acids)
Molecular function (GO): phosphatidylinositol transfer activity
Source: RefSeq, a predicted model, not a curated record